UUCCGUUCUGUCGUCAUCACGUGGCUCAGGUACGCCACGCCCGGUCCACGCUGUCCCAGCGCGCCGCUCGGCCUCCGCCGUUGCUAAGAGGCCUUGGAUACCUGGCGGCGGGAUGCUGGGCGGCGUCAGGUGAAGAUGGUGGUCACCGGGCCUCAGGUAACCAUGGAGAAGGAGCUUCGGAGCACCAUUCUUUUCAAUGCAUACAAAAAGGAAGUGUUUAUCACCAACAAUGGCUAUAAAUCGAUGCAGAAGAGACUUCGGAGCAAUUGGAAGAUUCAGAGCUUAAAAGAUGAAAUCACAUCUGAGAAGUUAAUUGGUGUGAAACUGUGGAUUACAGCUGGGCCAAGGGAAAAAUUUACUGCAGCUGAGUUUGAGGUCCUGAAGAAAUACCUUGACGGCGGUGGAGAUAUCCUUGUGAUGCUAGGAGAGGGUGGGGAAUCCAGAUUUGACACCAAUAUUAACUUUCUCCUUGAAGAAUAUGGAAUCAUGGUUAAUAAUGAUGCUGUGGUUAGAAAUGUAUAUUAUAAGUAUUUCCAUCCUAAAGAAGCUCUAGUUUCCAAUGGAGUCUUGAAUAGGGAGAUUAGCCGAGCUGCAGGGAAGGCUGUGCCUGGAAUCAUUGAUGAGGAGAGCAGUGGAAACAAUGCCCAGGCUCUCACCUUUGUAUAUCCUUUUGGUGCCACAUUGAGUGUCAUGAAACCAGCAGUUGCUGUUCUGUCCACGGGUUCUGUCUGUUUUCCACUGAACAGACCCAUUCUGGCUUUCUAUCACUCCAAGAACCAAGGUGGGAAGCUGGCGGUGCUUGGCUCAUGUCACAUGUUUAGUGACCAAUAUUUGGAUAAAGAAGAAAAUAGCAAAAUCAUGGAUGUUGUUUUCCAAUGGCUUACAACAGAAGACAUUCAUCUUAACCAGAUUGAUGCUGAGGAUCCAGAGAUUUCCGACUACAUGAUGCUGCCUGACACAGCCACCCUGUCAGAGAUGCUUCGAGUGUGUCUCCAAGAGGGUGAUGAGAACCCACGGGACUUCACCACCCUCUUUGACCUGUCCAUUUACCAGCUGGAUGUCACCUCCCUCUCCAAGGUCAUCAAGGCUUAUGAACAGCUCAACGUGAAACAUGAACCUCUCCAGCUCAUCCAACCUCAGUUUGAGACGCCGCUGCCUGCCCUUCAGCCAGCGGUUUUCCCUCCCAGUUUCAGGGAAUUGCCACCUCCUCCACUGGAGCUGUUUGACCUGGAUGAGACAUUCUCCUCGGAGAAGGCACGGCUUGCUCAGAUUACCAAUAAGUGUACUGAAGAAGACCUGGAAUUCUAUGUCAGGAAAUGUGGUGACAUUCUUGGAGUAACCAAUAAACUACCAAAGGACCAACAAGAUGCCAAACAUAUCCUUGAGCACAUCUUCUUCCAAGUGGUGGAGUUCAAGAAAUUGAACCAGGAACAUGACAUUGAUACAAAUGAAACUGCAUUCCAGGACAAUUUCUGAGGACUGAGCCUCUUGAAGCAUUUUCUCCCUUCUUAUUUGUAAACUGUUUUUCAAUUGUUCCUCAAUCCUUUAUCAAAAUUGUCCAUCUACUCUUCUAUGAACUGUGGAAGAGUUGUGUAUCUUCUGUAGUGCCAGAUAGGUAUAACAUUUCUAACUUAGAAAAUCCUUAUGUAAGAUAUGUUCCAUUUUUAAAAUCAAAUGAUUAAAUCUGUACUUUUAUAAUUUAUGAAA
Messenger RNA from Myotis brandtii (Brandt's bat), 1707 nucleotides. RefSeq names its product intraflagellar transport 52 (gene IFT52). Gene Ontology annotation, cellular component: centriole; intraciliary transport particle B; cilium. Lineage: Eukaryota; Metazoa; Chordata; Mammalia; Chiroptera; Vespertilionidae. Gene Ontology annotation, biological process: intraciliary transport; cilium assembly. The record is from RefSeq and is a predicted model, not a curated record. The coding region runs from base 136 to 1476 and encodes 446 amino acids. The transcript is spliced from 14 exons.